AUCCAUUUCUUUCUCGUGUAAAUCCGUCUGUACGGUCGCGGGCCUCGAAACCAACAGACGUUUGAUCCGCACGGCGGCCUCGCGCGCCCGCGAACCCAUCCGCUGCGACCGAGCGGCCGUUACAGAUCGAUCCAUGGGUGUAACCCUCGCGAGCGGCGGCGCGGAGGAGCCGCCGGGAAACAGCCAUCUUUGCCUGCGUGCGCUUCUCGCGCGUUUAAAGACGCUGCCGUCGGUUGUAUAAGCGGUCUGUCGGAGUAAUGUCGGAGUUGGUACCAUUCGUCACUAUUGUCUGCUCGUCCGUGCGUCGGGUCGCUGCGCCAUGGCGCCCUGCGCGUGCUGCCGACGCUUCCAUCUGCCGCCGCACUGGGCCGUGUGUGUUCAACACGACCUCCUCUCGAUAAUCACGGCAGUGAAAACGAAUCGUUCUCUUUGGCACAAACGGGUUUUACAGCUCAGAUUAAAGUCAUGUCUAAAGACUGAAGUAGUGCGCGGCGCUCCCUUCACCAGCGGCUCUGUGCGCGUGAUACAGUCACACAAGUCAGGGCAUGUCUGUAAGGAUGGAAAUGGAUAUCAAUGGAGUGUCAAGAGCACAUGUCUCCAUCAUCCCUGCAUCGGAAAUCAAAGCGACAUUAAAACCAGAAGCAGAUAGACCUCGCUGUGCCAGCACCCCAUGUUCACCCAUCAGAGGUACUGUUUCAGGAUACCAGAUCCUCCACAUGGACUCAAACUAUCUGGUCAGCUUCACCACUGGUGAAGAUCUACUCAAGCUUGCCCACAAGUGGUCAGAAGGAACACCAGAGAAGGGUUCUGUACCAGAGGCCAUGACCAGCUCUGUUGAGAGCGCCGUGCCAAAGUCGGUGGACUUGGGCCUCCACCGAUCUUCACGCAUCUGCAAAGGUAAAAGUCGCCACUACCAACCCUACGACAUUCCUGCUGCCAAUGGCCGGAGAAGGAGGCGCAUGCCCAGCUCGAGUGACACCUUCCUGAGGUCCCUGACCCACGGGGAGCCUGCAAAGGGUCUGAAUGCUCCACUACCCCUCUGUCUGCUUAAAGGGAAGAGGGCCCAGUCCAAGUCUCUGGACUACCUUAAUCUGGACAAAAUAACUAUCAAAGAAUCAUCAGACACUGAGGUGUUACAGUACCAACUGCAGCACCUCACCCUGCGAGGGGAGCGCAUGUUUACCAGAAACAAGACAUGAAAGCACAGUUGAACGCCCUUUUCCGGCGUCAUUUCAAGCUUGGUCUUUAACAAGACAGUCUGAAAUCUUGUUACAUGAUUAACUGGGGGUAUCACCUUGGACACAUACAGUUGGGACACUCCUCACAUUGUAAUGAGGUUGUUGAGGUUAAAACAUGUAAAUUAUAUAAACUUAGCAAUAACUGGUGAACCUAUUUAUUGAUAGAGUUGUGGCUGUUUACUGGUCAGAGAUGCACUGAUACAUCAGCUUACAGCUGAUGAAAGCACAUAUCCCCUUCUCUACUAACUGAAAAUGCAACAUUUCAAUUAGUCCAAUCAUAAUUUAAUUGUUCAUUUAUGAGGACUUUUGUUAGUGGAAGUUUAGAUUUUCUUUUCAUUGUAUGGCAGUGCAUACAACUGUAAACACAUAUUGAUUUAUUACUGUAAGUCAAUAUCAAUGUGUUUUUAAAUCUCUUUUCUCAGAAGAUCGGCAUCUUUAAAAAACAUAAAGAAAUAUAAUACAAUAGUCACAUGCCCCAUGUACAUUUAAAGAGUUUUUAAUCGUUGUGUUUGACCCUCCGUCUAUACUUGUGCUGAGUUAAUCACUUCCUCAUUUUAAUAUAUUGAAGUAAUUUGGAACUUGUAAUACCAGGGAAUUUUCAAUUACCAGCUCCUUAGAUGACUAGCCAUCAGAAUACGCAAACGUUUCCUUGUUGCUUUCUAUGUACAUGGGUACACAAAAGUAUUUUGAAGUGUGUCUUUUUAACGAGUGUGUAUGUUCCAUUUACAGCUGGUAUUGGAUGUGUUUUGCCAUAUUGCAGAAAAUGUGUUAUUUGCACCUGAUUGCACUGAUGGAUGUCUUCAUCACACUGUUGAAACUUCAACAUUACGGCAAGAAUUAGGCAUUCACAGUUUAUAGUCAUAUUGAAGACAAGUAAGCCAUCUGAACACUUCCUUCAGGUUUUACACAUGUUGUUGCGUUGCUUUGUAGGGAAAUUUUGAUUUCUUUCAAUUUUUUUGUAAAACAUUAAAAUUUUUAUUAAUUUCCUGAACAUGUGUAUAUGUAUCAAACCUCAAAUGUGUAUGUGACACUGCCAUGCUUCAAAUUGUUCUAAUAUAGAAAAUCAACUAAUCUGAGUAGAAUGGGUGCAGUAUGUGUUACUUUGAGCCCACCUUAUUUGUGCAUUUGUACUUAAGGCUCAAUAAAAACGGAGAGGAAAUGCUGGA
Molecule: messenger RNA, 2404 nt
Organism: Gasterosteus aculeatus aculeatus (three-spined stickleback)
Lineage: Eukaryota; Metazoa; Chordata; Actinopteri; Perciformes; Gasterosteidae
Gene: macir
Product: macrophage immunometabolism regulator
Biological process (GO): negative regulation of cytokine production involved in inflammatory response; negative regulation of fibroblast migration
Source: RefSeq, a predicted model, not a curated record